CCGAAUGCAGCUGUCAAAAAACAUGUGUUUUUUUGAUGCCGCCGCGCGCAGAAAAAAUCCUUCUUUCGCAAUUGUCAAGUGUUGUGCAGGCCGAAAAAUAUAAACGAGUGUUAAAAAGCUAAUUUUCAGUUUUAACCCACCCGUACAACACAAUGGCACCGGACAAGAAGCAAAAGGGCCGCAACAAGAAAAGCAUCCCGGUAACGAACGUAAAGAAGGAUGACAAGAAGAUUGCAAACGGUGGUACGAAUGGUGACGCUGCUUCCACCGAGCUGACCGAGGAAGAGGCACUGUGUGCGAAGCUCGAUGAGGAAGCACGGAUCAAUUCGGAGGCCCGUGCCUGCACCGGGUCGUUGGCUGUGCAUCCGCGAUCGCGUGACAUCAAGUUCUCCAACUUCUCGAUCACCUUCUUCGGCAGUGAGCUGUUGCAGGACACGAUGCUCGAGUUGAACUGUGGCCGGCGGUACGGUUUGCUCGGAGCGAACGGAUGUGGCAAAUCGUCCCUGCUGUCGGUGCUUGGCAAUCGCGAGGUGGCCAUCCCGGACCAUAUUGAUAUAUUCCACCUGACGCGCGAAAUUCCGGCUAGCUCGAAAAGCGCCAUCCAGUGCGUCAUGGAGGUGGACGAGGAGCGUAUCAAGCUGGAGAAGAUGGCCGAUGCGCUUGUCGACCAGGAGGAUGACGAAGCGCAGGAGCAGCUGAUGGAUAUUUACGAUCGGCUGGAUGAGAUGUCGGCCGACCAGGCGGAAGCGAAAGCGUCCCGCAUUCUGCACGGUUUGGGCUUCACCAAGGAGAUGCAGGCAAAGGCGGCGAAGGAAUUUUCCGGCGGUUGGCGAAUGCGCAUCGCACUGGCAAGGGCGCUGUACGUGAAGCCGCAUUUGCUGCUGCUGGAUGAACCGACCAACCAUCUCGAUCUGGAUGCGUGCGUGUGGUUGGAGGAGGAGCUGAAGACGUACAAACGCAUCCUGGUGAUCAUUUCCCACUCGCAGGACUUCCUGAACGGCGUCUGUACGAACAUCAUCCACAUGACGCAGAAGCGGCUGAAGUACUAUACCGGUAACUACGAGCAGUUUGUAAAGACACGGCUGGAGCUGCUGGAGAACCAGAUGAAGCAGUACAACUGGGAGCAGGAUCAGAUCGCACACAUGAAGAACUACAUCGCACGGUUUGGGCACGGUUCGGCCAAGCUCGCCCGGCAGGCACAAUCGAAGGAAAAGACGCUCGCGAAGAUGGUGGCACAGGGACUGACGGAGAAGGCGGUGGACGAGAAGCAGCUCAACUUUUGCUUCCCGUCGUGCGGUACCAUUCCACCACCGGUGAUUAUGGUGCAGAACGUUAGCUUCCGGUAUAACGAUGUGACGCCGUACAUUUACAAAAAUCUCGAAUUCGGCAUCGAUUUGGACACGCGACUUGCACUGGUCGGUCCGAACGGUGCGGGUAAGAGUACGCUGCUGAAGCUACUGUACGGUGAUCUCGUACCGACGGCCGGUAUGAUCCGUAAGAAUUCCCAUCUGCGCAUCGCCCGGUACCAUCAGCAUCUGCACGAACUGCUCGACAUGGACGCUAGCCCGCUCGAUUACAUGCUGAAAAGCUUCCCGGAGGUGGUGGAGCGUGAGGAAAUGCGCAAGAUCAUUGGUCGGUACGGGUUAACGGGCCGUCAGCAGGUAUGCCCGAUACGGCAGCUGUCCGAUGGGCAACGGUGCCGGGUAGUGUUCGCUUAUCUCGCCUGGAAGAAACCCCACCUGCUGCUGCUGGACGAACCGACGAAUCAUUUGGAUAUGGAAACGAUCGAUGCCUUAGCGGAAGCGAUUAACGAUUUCGAAGGUGGCCUGGUGCUCGUUAGUCACGACUUCCGACUGAUUAACCAGGUGGCGGAAGAGAUCUGGGUGUGCGAGAAGGGCACGGUCACCAAGUGGAACGGGAACAUUCUCGACUACAAGGAGCAUCUGAAGAAGAACAUUGCCAAGGAAGCCCGAAUUGCGAACGCAGCGGGAAAAUGAGGCGUAUCUGGUCCGGAUGGGCACCCAAAAGAAGGGCAACUCCUUUCCUUCACUUUCAUCCCUAUCAUUGCUUCUCUAAACGAUGAACUUGCUCGUGGGUACAGUUCAUACAACAUUUUAAUUCAUUUCAUGAUGCUGGGAACAGUUCAUAAAUUCACGCUCCGGAAAAGGAAAUCCCAAGAUUUCCUCUCCCAUUUUGGAGGGUGCUCUUUCGCACUUCAUUUGAAAACAAAACUACUCCUUUUCCAUCCCCUAUAAAACACUAAUCAAUCUACAAUAUAACACAAGAACGCCAGAGUGCGACCAAAAUGCAGCAAACUGUAAUAGUACUAGCCAACUUGUUGAAGCACUGCUUUUACGCAAGAGAAAUCACGAUAAAAUUCUAGCAAACCAACAGAUGAAAAAAAAAAACAAAAACCGUGCAACACAAACCACAACCAAAUCUUACAAACCAUCAUCCUAAGGGCUUUAGUUUAACCCACGCAAUCCAUGGAAAGAUUCAGCCCAGAUUUCUAGAUAACAAACAAUUGUUGUAUGCCGCUACAGUGAAACAAAAACAAAAACGAAAAGAAAAUUCAACAAUGCGUCGCAAACAGCUACAUUGAUAGGAAGCAGCACGUGCGCGUGUGUUAGGAGAAAACAAAAAACGCCACAAGAUCAGGACGAAGUAACGGUACGUAAUUGGUAAUUUAUUGAACUAUGUAUUGCUCUACUGUGGUUUAUAUUUUUUAAACUAUCUUAUACACAAACGCAGACACACACACACCAACAUUAUAAUUAUGCAUAAACGUAUAGAAAAUGCAAUAAAUUGUAUCCAUGUAUGUUUUUCUCUCCCUCCUUUUCAACUCUCUUCUCUGGUUCUUACUGUCCUCCCUUUUUCCCUACUAUCUUCACCCUUUAAUGCUCCAAAAUUUGUUUUUUAUUUCUUCUUAGAACACAAGGAUACUACAAAGGGA
Molecule: messenger RNA, 2953 nt
Organism: Anopheles funestus (African malaria mosquito)
Lineage: Eukaryota; Metazoa; Arthropoda; Insecta; Diptera; Culicidae
Product: ATP-binding cassette sub-family F member 2
Exons: 3
Coding region: 153-1997 (614 amino acids)
Molecular function (GO): ATP hydrolysis activity; ATP binding
Source: RefSeq, a predicted model, not a curated record